GGAAGAGAGUUGCGUCAACUUAAAGCCACGCUCUUAUCUCUCCAUAUAAAAUGCUCUUCCCCCUCUCAUUUCUUCAUCGCGCUCCUCUCCGUCUCAGCUGUUUCUUUACGCCAAUUUUCUCUUCCUUUCGAUUUCUGCUACUGCUGCUAAGUCCAAUCUAUGGCUUUGCCAAAUCAACAAACUGUCGAUUAUCCGAGCUUCAAGCUCGUGAUUGUUGGCGAUGGAGGCACUGGAAAGACUACGUUUGUGAAGAGGCAUCUGACAGGGGAGUUUGAGAAGAAAUACGAACCAACUAUUGGUGUGGAAGUUCAUCCACUGGAUUUCUAUACAAACUGUGGACAGAUUCGCUUCUACUGCUGGGAUACAGCUGGGCAGGAGAAAUUUGGUGGUCUCAGAGAUGGAUAUUACAUCCAUGGCCAAUGUGCUAUCAUUAUGUUCGAUGUUACAGCUCGAUUGACUUACAAAAAUGUUCCUACAUGGCAUCGUGAUCUCUGCCGAGUGUGUGAGAAUAUACCCAUUGUUCUUUGUGGGAACAAGGUUGACGUCAAGAAUAGGCAAGUCAAGGCAAAGCAGGUUACUUUUCACAGGAAGAAGAACCUCCAGUACUAUGAAAUAUCUGCCAAGAGCAACUACAAUUUUGAGAAACCUUUCUUGUACCUAGCACGCAAGCUUGCUGGGGAUCCUAAUCUUCACUUUGUUGCAACUCCUGCUCUUGCACCUCCUGAAGUACAAAUUGAUUUGGCUGCACAGCAACAGCACGAAGCUGAGCUUGCAGCAGCAGCUAGUCAGCCUCUCCCAGAUGAUGAUGAUGACACAUUUGAAUAGAGGACUUGACUGCCAUGGGGGUGUUCAUCAUUUUGUGGUUUUGUGUCCAUUUUACUGUAUUAUGCUGUCAUUUUCAGAAAUUUUUCAUGGCAGGCUGUGGUUCGUAGGAUAGUAGUCAACUGUGGUACAUGGGUCUUCUUAGUUGUUUGGGUUUUGCAUGUCUAUGGGUACAGUGAAUCUGUUGCUUGGACUUUAGGUUGGGUGUUAGGAUAUGGUGGUCGUAAUUUUCAGUUACAAAUUUCUGCGAAUUUUUGGAACUUAAAAAGUGGGAAAUUUGAGUUUCCAUUAUACAAUAGAAAUAUCCGAGCCUGUGCAUUUUAAGUUA
Molecule: messenger RNA, 1150 nt
Organism: Hevea brasiliensis (rubber tree)
Lineage: Eukaryota; Viridiplantae; Streptophyta; Magnoliopsida; Malpighiales; Euphorbiaceae
Product: GTP-binding nuclear protein Ran-3
Exons: 8
Coding region: 160-825 (221 amino acids)
Biological process (GO): ribosomal subunit export from nucleus; protein import into nucleus
Cellular component (GO): cytoplasm; nucleus
Molecular function (GO): GTPase activity; GTP binding
Source: RefSeq, a predicted model, not a curated record